Entrophospora sp. SA101 is the source of this 211-nucleotide messenger RNA. The record is from the annotation of a GenBank genome assembly. NCBI's taxonomy places the organism in Eukaryota, Fungi, Glomeromycota, Glomeromycetes, Entrophosporales, Entrophosporaceae.
UUAAAAUUCGACGAUUGAAAAUUCCAGCAAUGUGUCUUGACAGUGGAGCUGAACCUGCAAUUUCUUUGGUAUCCGAUCAAAUUUCUCAAGAGGUCGAUAGUAAUGAGGGGGGUAAUGAACCAUUGGAGGAGGAAUGGCACGCUCCUGCAGACUUUAGCUUAGAUUCCGACAAUUCUACUUUAAAAAAAAAUGCAAUGAACUUGAAAAACGA